AUGCGGUUCGGCAAGACUCUUCGCAAGUCGGUGUACCCGCCGUGGAAGGGCAAUUAUAUCGACUAUGGCAAGCUCAAGACCUUGCUGCGCGAGAAUGAUGUCACGGGCGACGGCGAGGACGCCAGUGACUCCGACGACGGCCAAUGGACCGAGCAGGACGAGGAGGCCUUUGUCCAGGAGCUGCUGAAUGCCCAGCUCGACAAGGUCAACAACUUCCAAUCGCAGACUUCGCAGCAGCUCCGGGAACGCACCACCGCGUGCGAGGCCAAGCUCCGCCCGCUGGCCCCGGCCGCCGACCAGGAAAUCGCAGCUUUGGAUGACGUCGAGAAGCGCACCAUUGCCUCCGAGGCCUUGCAGGAGCUCGACAGCAUCACCAAGGAAGUGAGCGAGCUGGAGAAGUACAGCCGCAUCAACUUCACCGGCUUCCUCAAGGCCGCCAAGAAGCAUGACCGCAAGCGUGGUGCCCGGUACCGUGUCAAGCCGCUGCUGCAGGUGCGCCUCUCGCAGCUGCCCUUCAAUUCGGAGGAUUACUCGCCGCUGGUGCAUCGCCUGUCGGUCAUGUAUUCCUUUGUGCGCGAGACCCUCAGCCAGGACAUCGUCCACGCCAAGGAGCCGGAACGGGGCUUCGGCCGCGAUAUCUACUCGUCCUACAAGUUCUGGAUCCACGCCGAUAAUGUCCUCGAGGCCAAGACGCACAUCCUGCGUCGUCUGCCCGUGCUCAUCUACAACCCGGGCACGUCCAAGGACGUGCUGUCCCUGCCCGAAGAUCCCACCAUCACCUCGCUCUACUUUGACAACCCCCAGUUCGACUUGUACAACCAGAAGGUGGCUCGCGCCUCGGAAGCGGGCUCGUUGCGUCUCCGCUGGACGGGUCAGCUGCAAGACAAGCCGCCCAUCUACCUCGAGAAGAAGAUCGUGUCCGAAGAUGACAGCAGUCGCGAGAUCAGGGUGCAGCUAAAGGAAAAGCAUAUCAAGGAGUUUCUAGACGGGGAAUACCACCUGGACAAGAAGGUGCACCGGAUGGAAGAUCAGAACAAUGGCGAGUCGGCUGAGGCCCAAUCCCUCAAGAAGAAUGUCGAGGAACUGCAAUCCUUCGUCAAAGAGAACAAUCUGCAGCCUAUGCUGCGGGCCAACUACACACGCACCGCGUUCCAGAUCCCCGGUGAUGACCGCAUCCGCAUCUCCCUCGACACCAACCUUGCCUUGAUUAGGGAAGACUCGCUCGACCCCGAACGUCCUUGCCGUGAUCCCGCCGAGUGGCACCGCUCCGAUCUGGAUGAUACCGCCAUGAGCUACCCGUUCAAUGCAGUUCGUACGGGUGAGAUCGUCCGCUUCCCCCACGCUCUGUUGGAAAUUAAGCUGCGCGGCAAGGCCCAUGACUCCGAGUGGGUGAACGAUCUCAUGUCUUCCCACCUGGUCAAGGAGGCCCCGCGCUUCUCCAAGUUUGUCCACGGUAUUGCCCAGCUGUUUGAGGAUCAUGUAAACAGCUUCCCUUUCUGGCUUGGCGAGCUGGAAAACGAUAUUCGACGGGACCCCGAAACCGCUUUCCACGAGGAGCAAGAACGCCUGGCCAAGCGUGCCGAGGAAGAUUUUGCUGUUGGCAGUUUCUUCGGUGCCUCGGGCAGUCCCAGUGCCCACCCGCUGUCCGGGUCUCCCUUAAACCGACGGCGCGACUCAGUGUUUCGCUCAAACAUUCGUCGCCCAUCUGGCAUGAGCGAAACAGGUGCUGUGCCUUCACGGCCUCGUAUUUCUGUCGUUGAACCCCAGCCCCGCGAGCAACCACAGCCACCCGCGGAGCCCGAGACCGAAUCUCCCCAGUCAUCUAACUUCAAUACGAUCCUCCAGGGCCUCACCCAGAAAUUCCAAAACUGGUCCGCCCGCGAGGGCGUCUCCCUCCCACCGGGUAUCCGCCACCCCGGCAUCUGGAUCAAGGACGCCGGGCCGGUCCGUGUCGAAAGCAAAGUCUGGCUCGCCAACCAGCGAACCUUUAUCAAAUGGCUGCACAUUAGUAUUUUGCUGUCGAGUCUGUCCUUGGGGCUGUACAACUCCGCGGGGAAACACAACCGCGUUGCGCAGGCCUUGGCCGUCGUCUACACAUUUUUCGCACUUUUCUCCGCCGCUUGGGGCUGGUAUAUGUACGAGAAGCGCUCUCGCCUGAUCCGCCAGCGCAGCGGAAAGGACCUGGACAACAUGUUUGGGCCCCUGGUCGUGUGUCUUGGCCUGGCGGUGGCCUUGGUUCUGAACUUUGCCUUUAAGGUAGGUUUUUCCCCCCUUCUUUUGGGGGUUUUCUAA
Penicillium argentinense is the source of this 2292-nucleotide messenger RNA. Its product is annotated as SPX domain protein. Gene Ontology annotation, cellular component: vacuolar transporter chaperone complex; fungal-type vacuole membrane. Bases 1 to 2292 code for a protein of 763 amino acids. The record is from RefSeq and is a predicted model, not a curated record. Lineage: Eukaryota; Fungi; Ascomycota; Eurotiomycetes; Eurotiales; Aspergillaceae. The transcript has a single exon.